AGCCCCUCCCUCCAUCUCUUUCUCUCUAUCAGUCGUUCGCGCGGUCAAAUGCGAAACAGAGAAACCACAAGGAAAGGAAGAGAUCGAAGCCGCAGAAAAUGGAUGGGAAGCCGAAAGCUGGAGUGUCGAUGACCAACACGUGGCUGAGGAAGCACCGUCUGAUCUACACUGGAGCCACCCGACACCCCUUCAUCAUCAGCAUUCGCGACGGCACCGUCGAUCUUUCCGCCUUCAAACGCUGGCUGGGCCAGGACUACAUAUUUGUGAGAGCAUUUGUACCAUUUGUGGCGAGUGUGCUGAUAAAAGCUUGGAAGAAUUCCGAUCACGAAAGCGGCGAUAUCGAAUUGGUACUGAGUGGGGUGGUUGCUCUGAGUGAUGAGAUUGAAUGGUUCAAGCAAGAGGCUUCCAAGUGGGGCGUUGAGCUAUCCGGUGUUGUUCCUGAAAAAACAACCCAGGAUUACUGCAGAUUUCUGGAGGAUCUAAUGAGCCCGGAUGUUGAUUUCGCCGUGGCCAUGACAGCCUUUUGGGCCAUCGAAGCUGUAUACCAAGAGAGCUUUGCCCAUUGCCUGGAAGAAGGGUCCAAAACCCCACCAGAACUGCAAGAGGCUUGCCAAAGGUGGGGCAAUGAUGGCUUCGGCCAGUACUGCUCUUCUCUCCGAAACAUUGCUGACCGAGAGUUGGAGAAGGCCGCCUCAGACGGUGGGCCUUUGGUGAAGGUUUCAGAAGAUGUGGUCACCAAGGCUGAAGUAGCGUUCCUGCGUGUACUCGAGUAUGAGGUUCAGUUUUGGAACAUGAGCCAUGGGAGUCCUGGACGCUCUGCUUCAUGAACCUAAGUGGAAGCGAUAAACUAAUGGCCUUCACAGCAGGAAAUGAGGCUGAAGUUGGACAAGCAAACAGCUGUUGCCUGUGCUGUGUAAAUAAAACUAAGCUUUAGUAAGCACUGUAUAAGACCUUGGGAGUAGAGGAGGACAAAAAUAACAUUGCGAAAAACAGACUAACAAUGUUUAGUAUAUAUAGAGGGCUUCCUCUUUACCCCA
Messenger RNA from Pyrus x bretschneideri (Chinese white pear), 1037 nucleotides. Its product is annotated as probable bifunctional TENA-E protein. Bases 99 to 827 code for a protein of 242 amino acids. The record is from RefSeq and is a predicted model, not a curated record. The transcript is spliced from 3 exons. Lineage: Eukaryota; Viridiplantae; Streptophyta; Magnoliopsida; Rosales; Rosaceae. Gene Ontology annotation, cellular component: cytosol.